CGGCAGCAGGGGCGGCUGAGCCGCACGUGGGUCCGGGAUGGAGGCGGCGCGGCGCGCGGGGCGCGGCGAGCAGGUGGUCAGCAAUGCCGGGGGAGAUGUGGAGGCUGUGGAGGAAGAGGAGAAUCGGGACGUCAGCGAGAAAGGCAGGCGCCAGGGGAGGAAGAGGGCACCUGCCCCGGACGGCGUCCUGCAGCCGGUGAAGCUCAGCCGAGCCGACCUGUACAAGCCACCCACCAACGAGGAGCUGAGCCAGCUGAAGGAGACGGAGAACCUCUUCCAUUCCAGCCUCCUUCGCCUGCAGAUCGAGGAGCUCCUGAAGGAGGUGAGGCUGAAGGAGAAGAAGAAGCAGCGGAUUGAUGCCUUCCUCCAUGAAAUCAACACCCUGCUCAGCACCGUCCCCGAGACCCCCGAGGCAGACAUCACUGACCAGACCUGGCUCCCCAAGCAUGUGAGGGUCCCGUUGCUGCAGGUGCCUUUCGGCGUGAAGGGGAAGUUCCGCUUCCUGCCCCCGGCUGCAGUGAAGGUGGUGGGGAGCUACCUGCUGGGCACGUGCAUCAAGCCGGACAUCAACGUUGACGUGGCUGUGAUGAUGCCAAGGGAGAUCUUCCAGGACAAAGACCACCUGAACCAGCGGUACCACCGGAAGAGGGCCCUGUACCUGGCCCACAUCGCGCAGCACCUCUCCAAGAAGCAGCUCUUUGGCAGCAUCAAAUUUGCCUACGCAAACAGCAACCACCUCAAGCCCGUCCUGCUCCUUCGGCCGCAAGGCAAAGACGAGAAGCUGGUGACUGUCCGGCUCUAUGCCUGCCCUGCCUCAGGCUUCUUCAAGCCCAGCCGCUUCCAUCCCAGCAAGAACAAUGUCCGCUUGGCCUGGUUCCUGGAGCAGGCUGCCCCCGGGGAAGGAGCCACCGAGCUUCCCACCCCACACUACAACAACUCCUUCCUCUGCGACACGGUGCUGGAGUCUCACCUCCUCUUCCUCUCUGGUGUGGCUGCCGACUUCCCGGGCAUGAGGGACGGUGUGGCCCUCCUCAAGGUCUGGCUGCACCAGCGGGAGCUGGACAAGGGCCUGGGGGGUUUCAAUGGCUUUGUGGCCUCCAUGUUGGUCGCCUACCUACUGACGAAGCACAAGAUCAGCAGGAUGAUGAGCGGCUACCAGGUGCUGAGGAACGUCUUGCAAUUCCUGGCCACCACGGACCUGAGCGUUGUGGGAGUCAGCCUCUCGAAGGGCGCGGAUGGCUCUCUGCCCACCCUUGCUGACUUCCAGCAGGCCUUUGAAGUGGUCUUCGUAGACCCCUCGGGGCUGGUGAACCUCUGCGCAGACAUGACCGCCAGCACAUACAAGCAGGUGCAGUUUGAAGCCAAGCACUCAAUGGACGUCCUAGAUGACAAAACGGUGGAUGGGUUCCAGCUGCUGCUGAUGACCACCAAGCCCCUGCUCAGGACCUUUGACCAUGUCUUCUACCUGAAGCCGGUCUCCAAGCUGCAGGGAGCCUGCAAGAAGAUGCAGCUGCUGAACGAGCUGAUGGAUCGGGGCGGAAACUACGUGGCCACAGCCCUGCCCUUCAUGACCUCCCUGCUGGCGCGAGGCUUGGGCGAGCGGGUGCUGCUGCUCACACACUCCUUGCCCCAGACACAGGAGUGGCCAAUCGAUGCCGACCCCCCAAAACACAAGGACAUUGGGCACCUGUCGUUCGGCCUCCUGUUCGCCCCAGAGUUUGCUGCGAGCGUCCUUGAGAGAGGCCCCGAGGCAGACCAGCCGGAGGCGGCUGACUUCCGGCAGUUUUGGGGGGAGAAGUCAGAGCUGAGGCGGUUCCAGGACGGGGCGAUCUGCGAGGCGGUGGUGUGGCAGGCCAGCACCCUGGCCCAGAAGCGCCUCAUUCCCGAGCACAUCGUCAGGCAUCUGCUGCAGCUGCACGCAGGUAUUCCCGAAUCCUCCAUCUGCUACACGGGAGCCAUGCUGGAGUCGGUGAUCAAAACCAGGCGGGAGCCUGCAGGGACUGGCGAGGAGGCCAUGGUUGGUGUCAUCCGCUCCUACGAUGACCUGAGUCGCAAGCUGUGGAAGCUGGAGGGGCUGCUGCUGACGGUGACAGCCGUGCAGGGCACGCAUCCGGCGCUGCGGUACACUGACGUCUUCCCUCCAGCCCCCAUGAAACCGGAUUAUGCAUACCACGAGAGGAACAAGGAGAAGGAUUCACUACUUCCCCUGGCAGAUAAACCCUGCCCAGCGUACAUCCCACCCAUGAAAGUUAUCUGCCACAUGGAGGGGAGCGGCCAGUGGCCUCAGGACAAGGAAGCCAUCAAGCGUAUCAAAGCUGCCUUCCACCUCCAGCUGGCCGAACUCCUGAGCCAGCAGCAUCAUUUCCUCUGCAGGCCCACAGCCUCCCACACCGACGUGUACAAGGAUGGUUAUGUUUUCCGUCUCCAAGUGGCCUAUCACCGGGAGCCCCAGAUCCUGAAGGAGGUGGUGACCCCAGAGGGGAUGCUGAAGUACCGGGAUACAGAGGAAUCUCAGCAGUUGGAGCUGGAAACCUUCCACCUGCCCUAUCUGACCAGCUGUCUGCACGGGCUGCAGCAGCAGCAUCCCGCCUUCAGCGGCACCUGCCGGCUUGCCAAGCGCUGGAUCAGCGCCCAGAUGCUGAGCGAUGGCCUCUCGGAGGAGUGCGUGGACCUGCUUGUGGCCUCCCUCUUCCUCCACGCCGCACCUUUCACGCCACCCAGCUCCCCCCAGGUGGGCUUCCUUCGCUUCCUCCACCUGCUGACCACCUUCGACUGGAAGAACGCCCCGCUCAUCGUGAACUUGAACUCAGAGCUUAAAGACGCAGAUUACACAGAGAUCAAGAACGAGUUUGUGGCUUCCCGGGCCGACCUCCCUGUCAUGUUCAUCUCCACGCCCAGAGACCAGCGGAGCUCAGUGUGGACCAAGGAGCGGCCGUCUGCCCAGAUCCUGCAGCGCCUUCUUGUGCUGGCGCAGGCAUCCCUGCGGGCCCUGGAGGAGCAGCUCCUGAACCCCCUCGGCAGCCAGGAUGUGAAGGUGGCUUUCCGCCCUCCUCUGGAUUUCUACGACGUCCUCAUCCACCUCAAUCCCAAGCAGAUCCCAAGGCACCUGGAGGGUGUGGACCGGCCGGCGAAGUCGUUCAUCCGGGGCAUGCUGAAGAGCGAUGCUCCAGUCAAGACCCUUUCUUUCCCAGUGGUGGAUUAUGACCCUGUGCAGUGCUACCUGCAGGAGCUCAGGGAAGCCUUUGAUGACUUUGCCCUGUUCUUCUAUGAUAAGUACGGCGGGGUGGUGAUUGGUGUCUUGUGGAAACCCUCCAGCUUCGAGCCGCAGCCAUUUAAGGUGUCCAACAUGAAGGGAAGAAUGAUGGCUGCCCGCGGCAAUGCGCCGGUCACUGUCCCCAACGUGGAGGCUAUUCUGGAAGACUUCGAGGUUUUGGGAGAAGGCUUGGUCAGGUCGGUGGAGGCUCGGACAGAGAGGUGGACCAUCUGAAACCAGGCGGAGCUCUGGUUGGACGGACUUCUCCUGCGGUACGGGGUGUACUCCCGUCCAUAAUCUUUCCUGCCACCCAUCGGUUGUGGGGAAGGGAUUUCAUUACUUCAGAGCAGCGUCUCUCAGCCUUGUAUCCAUGUCUGAUUCAGAUAAACAUUUCUACCCUUGAAAAGGGACCAUAUUUUCUAGAGAAAAUCCCCCACCCCCCUCAUAUUCUUUUCCAAAUAAAAUCCAGGUGAGAUGAAAAA
This is a messenger RNA of Alligator mississippiensis (American alligator), 3735 nucleotides long. It is a transcript of the gene NOL6, whose product is annotated as nucleolar protein 6. The record is from RefSeq and is a predicted model, not a curated record. Gene Ontology annotation, biological process: rRNA processing; tRNA export from nucleus. Gene Ontology annotation, cellular component: small-subunit processome; UTP-C complex; CURI complex. The coding region runs from base 38 to 3487 and encodes 1149 amino acids. The transcript has 26 exons. NCBI's taxonomy places the organism in Eukaryota, Metazoa, Chordata, Crocodylia, Alligatoridae.